Messenger RNA from Knipowitschia caucasica, 4782 nucleotides. Lineage: Eukaryota; Metazoa; Chordata; Actinopteri; Gobiiformes; Gobiidae. The record is from the annotation of a GenBank genome assembly.
AUGGAAACAGACUGGAAGGCGUCCAUAGCCGUGUGCUCGUGUGCGCAGCCCCUGCAUCAGUGCCGCAGGCCCCGCCUCUCUCUGCUGGGUAGAGCGAACGAUGAACGCUGGGUCAAAGUCGACGUGCGCGGUCAGGUAAAACUGUUCUGGCGGCGGAGGCCAAGCGCAUCUCCGGCGUGUGUUCAGCGGUCGCACGGUCUCCCGGUGCGUGUGCGGAGAGCCGAGAGGAGCCGAGAGGAGCCGAGAGGAGCCGAGACGAGCCGAGACGAGCCGAGACGAGCCGAGAGGAGCCGAGAGGAGCCGAGACGAGCCGAGACGAGCCGAGAGGAGCCGAGACGAGCCGAGAGGAGCCGAGAGGAGCCGAGACGAGCCGAGAGGAGCCGAGACGAGCCGAGACGAGCCGAGACGAGCCGAGACGAGCCGAGAGGAGCCGAGACGAGCCGAGAGGAGCCGAGAGGAGCCGAGACGAGCCGAGAGGAGCCGAGAGGAGCCGAGAGGAGCCGAGAGGAGCCGAGAGGAGCCGAGACGAGCCGAGACGAGCCGAGACGAGCCGAGACGAGCCGAGACGAGCCGAGACGAGCCGAGAGGAGCCGAGAGGAGCCGAGAGGAGCCGAGAAGGAGCCGAGAGGAGCCGAGAGGAGCCAAAGGACGAACAGGCUGAUGAUGCGUCUGGCCUGUUGCACAGCACUUCUGUUUUUGCUGAGGCUGCUGGUGGGUCUGCCCUGGUACCAGGUCACUCCGGCGGUCCUCAUCUUCUACCUGGGGAGUGGAGGAUGGAGUUUUCUGCAAAUAUUUGCCAAAACUGUUGGAAGAGACCUGCAUGCAGCCUAUGUGUUGCUUCGAGUGAAACUAAACGUGAAGCGACACUUGCGAGAGAAGAACACAAUCCCCAAGAUUUUCGCAGAAACAGUUCAGCGUCAUGGCGACAAAACUGCGCUCAUCUUUGAAGGCACUGGUGAGAAAUGGACCUUUCGACAGCUCGACGAAUACUCCAAUCGAGUCGCAAAUCUUCUGCUACAACGAGGUUUCAAGGAAGGAGACGUGGUGGCCCUCUUCAUGGAAAACAGGGCCGAGUAUGUGGGCUUGUGGCUGGGUAUGGCUAAGAUCGGAGUGGAGGCCGCACUCAUCAACUUCAACCUGAGACUUGAGGCUCUGGUCCACUGCGUCACCAUCUCCAAUGCCAAGGCUGUUGUGUUUGGCUCUGAACUGACUGAGGCUGUGUCUGAGGUGCACAGUUCGAUGAGGAAAGCCGUUCUGAUGCUGUGCUCUGGAGAAUGGGUCCCAGAGCGAGUCCCACGAGGAACUGAGUGUCUGGAGACGCUGCUUGAUAGUGCCCCGUCACACACUCCACCCAGACAACCCCAACGCUGCUUUAUCGAUCGCCUUUUCUACAUCUACACUUCAGGAACCACUGGAAUGCCCAAAGCUGCGAUUGUUGUUCACAGCAGGUACUACCGGAUGGCUGCUUUGGUGUAUUAUGGCUUCAGGAUGUCACCAGAUGAUGUUCUGUACGACUGUCUUCCCCUCUACCACUCUGCUGGUGAGUCGGUUUGGUUUUGCAUUUAUGAAAAGAAAGUCAAGAGUCGCACUCUCCUCUCUCCCUCCCCGGUACCCUCACUCUCCUCUCUCCCUCCCCGGUACCCUCACUCUCCUCUCUCCCUCCCUGGUACCCUCACUCUCCUCUCUCCCUCCCUGGUACCCUCACUCUCCUCUCUCCCUCCCCGGUACCCUCACUCUCCUCUCUCCCUCCCCGGUACCCUCACUCUCCUCUCUCCCUCCCCGGUACCCUCACUCUCCUCUCUCCCUCCCCGGUACCCUCACUCUCCUCUCUCCCUCCCCGGUACCCUCACUCUCCUCUCUCCCUCCCUGGUACCCUCACUCUCCUCUCUCCCUCCCCGGUACCCUCACUCUCCUCUCACUCUCCUCUCUCCCUCCCCGGUACCCUCACUCUCCUCUCUCCCUCCCCGGUACCCUCAGUCUCCUCUCUCCCUCCCCGGUACCCUCACUCUCCUCUCUCCCUCCCUGGUACCCUCACUCUCCUCUCUCCCUCCCUGGUACCCUCACUCUCCUCUCUCCCUCCCCGGUACCCUCACUCUCCUCUCUCCCUCCCUGGUACCCUCACUCUCCUCUCUCCCUCCCCGGUACCCUCACUCUCCUCUCUCCCUCCCCGGUACCCUCACUCUCCUCUCUCCCUCCCCGGUACCCUCACUCUCCUCUCUCCCUCCCCGGUACCCUCACUCUCCUCUCUCCCUCCCUGGUACCCUCACUCUCCUCUCUCCCUCCCUGGUACCCUCACUCUCCUCUCUCCCUCCCCGGUACCCUCACUCUCCUCUCUCCCUCCCUGGUACCCUCACUCUCCUCUCUCCCUCCCCGGUACCCUCACUCUCCUCUCUCCCUCCCUGGUACCCUCACUCUCCUCUCUCCCCGGUACCCUCACUCUCCUCUCUCCCUCCCCGGUACCCUCACUCUCCUCUCUCCCUCCCUGGUACCCUCACUCUCCUCUCUCCCUCCCUGGUACCCUCACUCUCCUCUCUCCCUCCCCGGUACCCUCACUCUCCUCUCCCCCUCCCUGGUACCCUCACUCUCCUCUCUCCCUCCCCGGUACCCUCACUCUCCUCUCUCCCUCCCUGGUACCCUCACUCUCCUCUCUCCCUCCCCGGUACCCUCACUCUCCUCUCUCCCUCCCCGGUACCCUCACUCUCCUCUCUCCCUCCCCGGUACCCUCACUCUCCUCUCUCCCUCCCCGGUACCCUCACUCUCCUCUCUCCCUCCCUGGUACCCUCACUCUCCUCUCUCCCUCCCCGGUACCCUCACUCUCCUCUCUCCCUCCCUGGUACCCUCACUCUCCUCUCUCCCUCCCUGGUACCCUCACUCUCCUCUCUCCCUCCCCGGUACCCUCACUCUCCUCUCUCCCUCCCCGGUACCCUCACUCUCCUCUCUCCCUCCCCCCGGUACCCUCACUCUCCUCUCUCCCUCCCCCGGUACCCUCACUCUCCUCUCUCCCUCCCCGGUACCCUCACUCUCCUCUCUCCCUCCCCGGUACCCUCACUCUCCUCUCUCCCUCCCUGGACCCUCACUCUCCUCUCUCCCUCCCUGGUACCCUCACUCUCCUCUCUCCCUCCCUGGUACCCUCACUCUUCUCUCUCCCUCCCUGGUACCCUCACUCUCCUCUCUCCCUCCCUGGUACCCUCACUCUCCUCUCUCCCUCCCCGGUACCCUCACUCUCCUCUCUCCCUCCCCGGUACCCUCACUCUCCUCUCUCCCUCCCUGGUACCCUCACUCUCCUCUCUCCCUCCCCGGUACCCUCACUCUCCUCUCUCCCUCCCCGGUACCCUCACUCUCCUCUCUCCCUCCCUGGUACCCUCACUCUCCUCUCUCCCUCCCUGGUACCCUCACUCUCCUCUCUCCCUCCCCGGUACCCUCACUCUCCUCUCUCCCUCCCCGGUACCCUCACUCUCCUCUCUCCCUCCCCGGUACCCUCACUCUCCUCUCUCCCUCCCCGGUACCCUCACUCUCCUCUCUCCCUCCCUGGUACCCUCACUCUCCUCUCUCCCUCCCCGGUACCCUCACUCUCCUCUCUCCCUCCCCGGUACCCUCACUCUCCUCUCUCCCUCCCUGGUACCCUCACUCUCCUCUCUCCCUCCCUGGUACCCUCACUCUCCUCUCUCCCUCCCCGGUACCCUCACUCUCCUCUCUCCCUCCCUGGUACCCUCGUGGCCAUAUUGGGGUAACAUUGUGGGAGUUGGCCAAUGUAUUAUUCAUGGGAUGACUGUCGUCAUUAGAAAGAAGUUCUCUGCCUCACGUUUCUGGGAUGACUGUGCCAAGUACAACUGCACUAUUGUUCAGUACAUUGGGGAGAUCUGCAGGUACCUGUUGAACCAGCCAGUGCGGGACUCCGAGCGACAGCACCGUGUGCGCAUGGCUUUAGGUAACGGUCUGCGCCAGUCCAUCUGGGAAGAGUUCAUGAACCGCUUCAACAUCCCUCAGAUUGCAGAGUUUUAUGGUGCUACAGAGUGUAACUGCAGUCUUGGCAAUUUUGAUAAUAAGGUCGGAGCAUGUGGCUUCAACAGUCAAAUUUUACCUUUCAUUUACCCCAUCCGACUGGUGAGGGUGGAUGAGGAAUCCAUGGAGCUCAUUCGAGGGCCUGAUGGUGUCUGUAUUCCCUGCAAGCCUGGUGAACCUGGGCAACUAGUAGGAAAGAUUAUCCAGAAUGAUCCACUACGCAGGUUUGAUGGUUAUGUCAACCAAUCAGCAACCAGCAAGAAGGUUUCCCAAAGUGUUUUUAAGAAGGGUGAUAGUGCCUAUCUUUCUGGUGAUGUGCUCAUCAUGGACAAAUAUGGCCACAUGUAUUUCAAGGACAGAACAGGGGACACUUUCCGCUGGAAAGGAGAGAAUGUUUCAACCACAGAAGUGGAGGGGACACUCAGUCGGUUGCUUGACAUGAAAGAUGUUGUUGUUUAUGGAGUAGAGGUGCCAGGAGCAGAAGGAAAGGCUGGAAUGGCAGCCAUCGCUGACCCGUCUCUGUCCAGUGACCUGGAGCAGUUAGUGAAGGACAUGGAGAAGGCUCUUCCCCCAUACGCCCGACCGGCUUUCCUCCGUUUUCUACCAGAGGUCAACAAGACGGGAACAUUCAAGUUUCAGAAGACAGAGCUGCGGAGGGAAGGCUUUGAUCCUAGUGCAAUAUCGGACAGGCUGUUUUUUCUGGAUUCCAGUAGAGGCCGCUAUGUGUCAUUAGAUGAAGAUAUUCACCGCUCCAUUCUGGCAGGAAAAGUGAAAUUGUGA